Messenger RNA from Camellia sinensis, 949 nucleotides. The record is from RefSeq and is a predicted model, not a curated record. NCBI's taxonomy places the organism in Eukaryota, Viridiplantae, Streptophyta, Magnoliopsida, Ericales, Theaceae.
UUCCUUGCGGUUGAGAGUAUUACAUAUAAACAUUGAACUCUUCCACCAAAUUAUAUAUAAACACACAUAUUUUGGAUCCAAAACCUCUUAGCUCUUUGUGAAGAGAGAAAGAAAGAGAAAAACAAUGUUGAAUAAGGCCUGUUUGUUAGUUUUCUUCUUUCUCUCAAUCUCUUUAUUUGUUGAUAUAAGCCAUGGGAAGAAACAGAGUGAAGCUCUCGACGAUCUCUACAGAGGCAAGUUGAAGAAGAACUCUGCGAUCGACACAAGCCUUUUCGAGGCCAUUCGACAUGUUGAUGGAGUUGAGGUUUAUCCACAAGAGGGACUGAAGGAGAGAGAUAGGAUUGUGAGAUUGCCGGGGCAACCGAAUGUCGAGUUCACUCAGUAUGGAGGCUAUGUCACACUCAAUGAGUCGGCGGGUCGAGCUUUCUAUUAUUACUUCGUUGAAGCACAAGGACAACAACAGUCUAAUCACUUGCCUCUUCUUCUUUGGCUUAAUGGAGGCCCAGGUUGUUCUUCUCUUGCCUAUGGCGCAAUGGAAGAGCUUGGACCAUUCCGUGUCCAUAGUGACGGCAAAACUCUCUACAGAAAUAGAUUUGCAUGGAACAAAGCCGCAAAUGUAUUGUUCUUGGAAUCCCCAACUGGAGUAGGGUUUUCAUACUCGAAUACAACAUCAGAUUAUGUGAGUGAGGGUGACAAAAGAACAGCUUCAGAUAAUUAUGUGUUCUUGUUGAAUUGGUUGGAGAGGUUUCCUGAGUACAAAACCAGGGAUUUUUACGUUGCUGGUGAAAGCUAUGCUGGCCAUUAUGUGCCUCAGCUUGCACAUACUAUCCUUCACUAUAACAAGGACCCUAACAACACCUUUAUCAACCUCAAAGGGAUCAUUGUAAGUCCCUCUCUCUCUCUUUCACACACACACUUGAAACUAGGUCCCUAGCAAUUACAAUUCUAA